UCCGUAAUUUUGAGAAGAUUUUUUUUUAGUAAUUUUUUAUUCUGCCCCAGCUGAUGUUUGAGCCAGCAUGUCGCGGAGGAAGCAAGCGAAGCCUCAACAUUUCCAAUCCGACCCCGAAGUGGCCUCGCUCCCCCGGCGAGAUGCCUUCGGAGAUGACCACACACCAUUUGUACAACAGAAGUUGGUGUUCCCCAUGCUGGGCAAACAAUAAGGCUCCAUCCUGUCUUUGAAUAGGAUGUUAGCUUGCCGUUGGAGAUUUUUAUGUUUAAUUUACAAAUGGAUCUUAGUGAGAAGAAAUCUGAGCAACCAGUGGAAACAAACAUGAAAUAAAGGGAUUUUUAUAAUGAAAGGUUCAGGACAAUCUGUUAAACAAUUGAUAACACCGAAUAGCCAACUGUUUUUAAAGGCAUUCAGACAAGGAGAAUGGCACAGCAUUUGCAAACUCGAAACCAAGAAUUAUUUCCUCCCUUCCCCUUUACUGCACAUCCUUCUAUAAGUUGAUGUUGAAUCAGAAAUGUAAAUCUUCUGCCAGUUUUUUAUAGAUACGGAGAGCACUCUUGAUGAAAUAUUUAGAGGCGUAACGUUGCCAUUUGGAGCACAAUGGCAUAUAUAAGUUGAACGGUGGAGUGGUAGCCAGGGUUGCAUUCUUUAAUUUUAAAAAUAAACAUGCCACGGGGUGAUAUAUAGGUGCCAGGCAGGCCUUGUAACGGAUUAUGAUCACUGUGUUUCUCUUUGUUGUGUCUGUGUGUGUGUGCGCGCGCGCGCGCGUGUGUGCGCGUGCGUGCGCGCUGCUUUCUUGUUUGUAUUCAACUGAGUCUUGAGCAGCCUGGAGGAUUUGUUACUGGUGUGGCUAAAGCGUGUUUGUCACGGGUAGGCCUCGGCUCAGGUUCUAGGUAGGGGCUGGAGGUGAUUUUUAAGUUGUCAGUCCUCAGCUUGGUGAUCCGCAUUUCUCUCCCGUCCCUUGUCAACAACUGAUUGGAAUCUGAAUGACUACAAAUUAGUUUAGUGACAGAACAAACUGUCACAGAUAUCUCUGAAUCAGUUGAAAAUGAAUAAGGUUGACAGAAACUCAAGAGCCUAAUAAGUCCUCAGAAUGGUUGCUGGACCCUCUCUGGAUGAGUAGACAAUAAGGUGUAUAAAAUAUUGGAAAUCAAUAGUGGCCUAUGGAAUUGCAUUAUGCACUGAUGUCUUCAGUUCGCAGUAUUUUAUAUUUUGAUGGAUUAUCUGAAGACCGUGGCUAUCUGAGAUGCCGGAUGGAUAGGGAUUCCUCCACACCCCUAAGAUUUAAUUAUGAACGUUCUUGGGUAGUCUCGACUGCUUUUCCAGGGGCGAGAGUGUUGAGUUUGGAAGACAGAAAACAGUGGAUCAACCUCCCUCUUGUUGCGAAGGCGCGGGUGACCCUGUGUGGCCCGGCCCCCUUUCUAACCCUGCCCCUUUUGAUGUUUGCAGGAGACGCAGAGAAAGGUCAACCAAAUCGCAUCACCAAGAGCAAGGACGCCCACGUGUGUGGCCGGUGCUGUGCCGAGUUCUUUGAGUUAUCGGAUCUUCUCCUCCACAAGAAGAACUGCACUAAAAAUCAAUUAGUUCUCAUCGUCAAUGAGAGCCCGGCCACCCCGCCCGACACCUUCACUCCCAGUCCCCCUCCCGAUAACCCCGACGAACAAAUGAAUGACACCGUGAACAAAACGGAUCAGGCCGACGGCGGCGACCUUCCGGAACACGGCGGACGCGACAGGGAAGAGUCCAUGGAGGUGGAGGCCCCGGUGGCAGCUAACAGAGGUGGCGGUGGCGCCCUGGGAGGGGGCGGGAGCGGGGUCACCCCAGGCUGCAGCGGCGGCCCCUCCACAGGUACCUCAGCGAUCACAACCUCUCUACCUCAACUCGGGGACCUGACGACACUGGGCAACUUCUCCGUGAUCAACAGCAACGUCAUCAUCGAGAACCUGCAGAGCACCAAGGUGGCGGUGGCCCAGUUCUCGCAGGAGGCGAGGUGCGGCGGGGCCUCCGGAGGCAAGCCGGCCGUCCCGGCCCUCAUGGAGCAGCUCCUCGCCCUGCAGCAACAGCAGAUCCACCAGCUGCAACUGAUCGAGCAGAUCCGUCACCAAAUACUGCUGUUGGCUUCUCAGAACGCAGACUUGCCAACAUCUUCGAGUCCUUCUCAAGGUACUUUACGAACAUCUGCCAACCCCUUGUCCACACUAAGCUCCCAUUUAUCUCAGCAGCUGGCGGCGGCAGCUGGAUUGGCACAGAGCCUCGCCAGCCAGUCUGCCAACAUCAGCGGUGUGAAACAGCUGCCCCCCCUCCAGCUACCUCAGAGCACUUCUGGCCACACCCUCCCACCCAACAGCGGCUCUUCCCCCAGCAUUAACAUCUUGGCGGCAGCGGCGACCACCCCGUCCUCGGAAAAAGCGGCUUCGGGCGCCGGCGCCUCCCACGCCAGCCACCCCGCAGCCUCGGCAUCGUCGUCGCCAGCUUUUGCAAUAAGCAGUUUGUUAAAUCCUGCGUCCAGUGCACUUCUACCUCAGCCGGCCCCCGCUAACUCGGUUUUCCCCAGCCCUUUGCCCAACAUCGGAACGACUGCGGAGGACUUAAACCCCUUGUCCGCCUUGGCCCAGCAAAGAAAAAGCAAGCCACCAAAUGUCACCGCCUUCGAAGCGAAAAGCGCUUCGGAUGAGGCGUUCUUCAAACACAAGUGCAGGUUCUGCGCGAAGGUCUUCGGGAGCGACAGUGCCUUGCAGAUCCACCUGCGCUCCCACACCGGCGAGAGGCCGUUCAAGUGCAACAUCUGUGGGAACAGGUUCUCCACCAAGGGGAACCUCAAAGUCCACUUCCAGCGCCACAGAGAGAAAUACCCUCAUAUCCAGAUGAACCCCUAUCCCGUGCCUGAGCAUCUGGACAGUAUCCCCACGAGCACCGGCAUCCCGUACGGCAUGUCCGUCCCUCCGGAGAAGCCGGUCACCAGCUGGCUAGACACCAAGCCGGUCCUGCCCACUCUGACCACUUCGGUCGGCCUGCCGUUGCCCCCGACCCUCCCGAGCCUCGCACCCUUCAUCAAGACCGAAGAGCCAGCCCCGAUCCCCAUCGGCCAUUCUGCCAGCAGCCCCCCGGGCUCAGUCCAAAGCGACUCCGGGGCCCCCGAGGCGGCCCCGCGAAACCCGGGCGGGCUCGCAGAGGAGGCCGAAGGGCCCCCCGCGCUACCCUCCGGUGGCAAAAGUGAGGACGGCACCGUGGCCCCCAGCUCCGCCCCGGCAGCCAGCGGCAGCUCUCUGAGCUCCCCGGCGGUGGCGACGGCCGACGGUGGCCCCGGGAGGGCCACCGCUUUCACCAACCCCUUGUUGCCGCUCAUGUCUGAGCAGUUCAAGGCCAAGUUUCCUUUCGGGGGGCUCUUGGACUCGGCCCAGGCAUCAGAGACCUCCAAGCUUCAGCAGUUGGUAGAGAACAUUGACAAGAAGGCCACUGACCCCAACGAGUGUAUCAUCUGCCACCGGGUCCUCAGCUGUCAGAGCGCCCUAAAGAUGCAUUACCGGACGCACACCGGGGAGAGGCCCUUUAAGUGUAAGAUCUGCGGCCGGGCGUUCACCACGAAGGGGAACCUCAAAACCCACUAUAGCGUCCACCGUGCUAUGCCCCCGCUCAGAGUCCAGCAUUCCUGCCCCAUCUGCCAGAAGAAGUUCACGAACGCCGUGGUCCUGCAGCAGCACAUCCGGAUGCACAUGGGAGGUCAGAUCCCCAACACCCCAGUCCCCGACAGCUACCCCGAGUCCAUGGAGUCCGACACGGGCUCGUUUGACGAGAAGAAUUUCGAUGACCCGGACACCUUCUCCGACGAAAACAUGGAGGACUGUCCUGAGGGCAGCAUCCCCGAUACGCCCAAGUCCGCGGACGCGUCCCAGGACAGCUUAUCUUCUUCGCCUUUGCCCCUAGAGAUGUCAAGCAUCGCUGCUUUGGAAAAUCAGAUGAAGAUGAUCAGCGCCGGCCUGGCGGAGCAGCUGCAGGCCAGCCUGAAGUCCGUGGAGAACGGCUCCGUCGAGGGGGACGUCCUGACCAACGAUUCGUCCUCGGUGGGCGGCGACAUGGAGAGCCAGAGUGCGGGCAGCCCGGCCAUCUCAGAGUCUACCUCUUCCAUGCAGGCUCUGUCCCCGUCCAACAGCACCCAGGAGCUCCGCAAGUCCCCCGGCGCGGAGGAGAAGCCCCAGAGGGCAGUCCCGAGCGAGUUCGCCAACGGCCCGUCCCCCACCCCGGUGAACGGUGGGGCUCUGGAUUUGACGUCCAGCCACGCAGAGAAAAUCAUCAAGGAAGAUUCUUUGGGGAUCCUCUUCCCUUUCAGAGACCGGGGUAAAUUUAAAAAUACUGCUUGCGACAUUUGUGGCAAAACCUUUGCUUGUCAGAGUGCCUUGGACAUUCACUACAGAAGUCAUACCAAAGAGAGACCAUUUAUUUGCACGGUUUGCAAUCGCGGCUUUUCCACAAAGGGUAAUUUGAAGCAGCACAUGUUGACACAUCAGAUGCGGGACCUACCAUCACAGCUCUUUGAGCCCAGCCCCAACCUCGGCCCCAAUCAGAACUCGGCGGCGAUCCCCGCCAGCUCGUUGUCAUCUCUCAUCAAGACAGAGGUCAACGGCUUCGUGCACGUCACGCCUCAGGACAGCAAGGACACCUCCACCGGUCACGUCCCCUCUGGGCCUCUGUCCUCCUCUGCCACGUCCCCAGUUCUGCUCCCGGCUCUGCCCAGGAGAACCCCCAAACAGCAUUACUGUAACACGUGUGGCAAGACCUUCUCCUCGUCGAGUGCCCUGCAGAUUCACGAGCGAACUCACACUGGAGAGAAACCCUUUGCUUGCACUAUUUGUGGGAGAGCUUUCACGACAAAAGGCAAUCUGAAGGUACACAUGGGCACUCACAUGUGGAAUAGCACGCCUGCACGACGGGGUCGGCGGCUCUCUGUGGAUGGCCCCAUGACAUUUCUAGGAGGCAAUCCUGUCAAGUUCCCAGAAAUGUUCCAGAAGGAUUUGGCGGCAAGGUCAGGCAGCGGGGAUCCUUCCAGCUUCUGGAAUCAGUAUGCAGCGGCACUCUCCAACGGGCUGGCGAUGAAGGCCAAUGAGAUCUCCGUCAUUCAGAAUGGCGGCAUCCCUCCAAUUCCUGGAAGCCUCGGCAGCGGGAGCAGCUCACCUAUUAGUGGGCUGACGGGAAAUCUGGAGAAGCUCCAGAACUCAGAGCCCAGCGCUCCGCUGGCCGGCCUGGAGAAGAUGGCCAGCAGUGAGAACGGAACCAACUUCCGUUUCACCCGCUUCGUGGAGGACAGCAAAGAGAUUGUCACAAGUUAAAGCAACCCUGGCUGGAGAAAUAACAACCCCCUUCCAGAAGGAGACCCCCUGUUGCCUCCUCCCCUCCCCCACCCCUUCCCUCCUGGCUCCCCCAGAUCUAUGAACUACAACAUGAUGAAGACAUUCUUUUGUACUUUGCUCAACUUCUAGAGUUAUAAGAAAGCUUAUUUAUUAGUGCUAUAACCUUGCUUUGCAAACAGAAUGCAAGCGUUAACUUUGGUCUUCUGUAUUUUGGACUAAAUACUAAUUGACUAGAGCGCUGUAACAUUUAUGGCAAUCACAAGUUGCCCUGCUAGGCGGUCUUAAUCUGGCAUUAACUUAUUUUCUAUAUCCGGUUUAAUAUGAAUCUGGUGUUAAUGCAAUGCCUCAGUGAUGCAUUAGGUCUCUAAUAAAGUCUGUAUAUAAAUGUACACUUUGA
Molecule: messenger RNA, 5742 nt
Organism: Acinonyx jubatus (cheetah)
Lineage: Eukaryota; Metazoa; Chordata; Mammalia; Carnivora; Felidae
Gene: SALL1
Product: spalt like transcription factor 1
Exons: 3
Coding region: 1164-5324 (1386 amino acids)
Biological process (GO): regulation of transcription by RNA polymerase II
Cellular component (GO): nucleus
Molecular function (GO): DNA-binding transcription factor activity, RNA polymerase II-specific; RNA polymerase II cis-regulatory region sequence-specific DNA binding
Source: RefSeq, a predicted model, not a curated record